This is a messenger RNA of Haplochromis burtoni (Burton's mouthbrooder), 1935 nucleotides long. RefSeq lists its product as uncharacterized. Gene Ontology annotation, molecular function: GTP binding. The transcript has 3 exons. Bases 85 to 1728 code for a protein of 547 amino acids. NCBI's taxonomy places the organism in Eukaryota, Metazoa, Chordata, Actinopteri, Cichliformes, Cichlidae. The record is from RefSeq and is a predicted model, not a curated record.
GCCUCCUCAGCAUCACAGAGCUUCCUGAUACAAUACAGAGCAAGAUUUUCCUGACACCUCACUGUGUGGAUCUCUGUCAUCAACAUGGCAACGACCAGGGAUAUGUCUUCAAAAUACAAGAACACCAUCCUCAAAAGUGUUCUUAUCAGUUCAGGACCUCCUCCUGUUUACCAGCUAAACCCAAAGAAAAAAAUGUUUGGAACGCUGACAAAAAUGACUGUUGGUGAAAAAAAUCCAAAAAAGACAAAUAAAACCAUCUUACUUGUGGGUGAAACAGGAGCAGGAAAAUCUACUCUGAUCAAUGCUUUGGUCAACUACACGAUGGGAGUGACGUGGGAGGAUGGAGUCUGGUUUCAGAUCGUAGAGGAGGAGAAGAAAAGUCAAUCAAAAAGUCAGACAUCAGAUGUGAUCGUGUACGAGAUCUUUGGUUUUGAAGAUGAAACUCUGCCCUACUCUCUGACCAUCAUCGACACUCCUGGAUAUGGAGACACCAGAGGGACUGAGCAUGAUGUCAUUGUUAGUGAAAGAUUAUUGGACUUGUUUCGAUCAGAUGACGGAGUUCAAGAAGUUCAUGCAGUGGGUCUAGUGAUGAAGGCGAGUGAUAAUCGACUGAGUGAUCGAUUGAGGUACAUCUUUGAUUCAGUCAUUUCUCUGUUUGGAAAAAACCUGGAGAAAAACAUUGUGGCCCUGAUCACACACUCAGAUGGUGUAACACCUGAAAAUGCUCUUGAAGCUCUUGAAGCUGCAAAAAUAAAAUGUGCCAGAAUAGAGGAUGAGCCAGUUUGCUUCCUGUUCAAUAACCAACAGGAAAAAGAGAGAAAAAAGAAAGACAAGGUGGGUUUGCAUAACGCAUGGAGAGUAUCAGAGGGAGGAAUGAGUGAAUUCUCAGAAUUCCUGGAAAAUAUUGAACCUCAGAAACUGAUGACAACUGUUGAAGUGUUAAAUGAACGCAUCAGAUUGACAGCCUGCAUUCAAAACCUGCAAGAAAGAAUAGAUUUUAUUGAAUUAAAACAGACAGAAAUAAAACAGACUCAAGAGGCUCUGAAGAAACACGAAGAAAAGAUGACGACAAAUAAGGAGUUCACUAUAGAAAUUGAUGAGGUCUACAAAGUUAGAGAAGAUAUCGAGGUUGGGUGGUGGUGCUUGUUGGCUGGGUAUGCAGGAGCUGUCAGCUGUAAAGUCUGUGAGGAGAACUGUCACUAUCCUGGAUGCACAAUGGCCUGGUAUCCUGCACACUGUGAGGUCAUGAAAGGAGGCCGCUGUACUUUUUGUACCAACAAGUGUCCUGCAUCAGAUCAUGUGAAAGAAAGGAAGAUCUAUGUAACCAAGACACGUCGUGUCAAAAAGACUAAUGAAGAAAUGAAAAACAAGUAUGACAAGAACAAGACAGAAAGUGAGGACAAGUCCAGCCUUUUGGAAAAUCUAGAAAAGGAAAUGAACCAGCUGAGAGCAGAGAAGUCACAGUGGCUGGAGGAGUCCUACCAACAUGUUGUCAGACUGGAGGAAAUCGCUCUGAAUGUUUUUUCUCUGUCCACUAUUGUACACUUAGAGUUAUUAAGUGAGAAGAUGAAGGAGAAAGGAGACACAGAGAAGGUCCAGAAACUGGAGGAGAUGAGAAGCAGAGUGGAUGAAGGUACCAGAGGAGCUCUGCAGUACAUACCUGCAGUUAUGAAAAAAUUUGGGCAAACCUUAUGGAACAAGAUGAAAACCCAUCAGACAGAUAUGUAGAAUUUAACUCAAAUCACGAGACAUCCUCAUGGUUUUACAGAAAAUACAGUAGUUCUGUAAAAAUUGCAUAUGGAAAUGUUUCACUUGCAGAUUUAAUCAGUUAUCAAUUAUCAGUUUACUCUGUCAUUGGUAAUUGGCCUCAGGAUGAUGAGAGCAGCUACAACCCAGACUUUGACCAUUAUGCUAAAUGUUCUGAUGAGUCCUGUC